CAAAGAUCUCCGUCAGUCCAACUUGUUGGGGUCAAUGGUCGCAGACAUCAAUGUGGUUGUAUAGCCUCACCGGUCGGAUAGAUCAAUGACACGCCACCUUGGAAGCAACACUUUACGUGCCCCUCCGUCCGUGCGAGAUUUCUCGCGAGCCACGGGAAAGCGAAUAGGCCGACCCAAGAUCUGCUGCUCCAGACACUUGUCACUAUAGGUCACGCAAAAAUCAGUGAACAGCUCGUACAAACCAGCAUCUGAGCGACAGUGUUCAAGGAAUUGGAAAAAGAUCCAGCUACUACACUCUUGUCAAACUCGCCUUCACUUGGAGAACAUGACCCUGAUAUGGAAGUUGUUGAUCACAGUCUCAGUGCUGCGCAUCACUCGUUUCGCAAUCACCUUCUGCCGAAACAUCAAGAAUGCACGCAGGGUUGGGGUGACAGUGAAAGUCCUGCCCGUCGAGCAAGAGAACGUCAUCUGGCUGGUACUAUCGCCUUGGAUUCGGCAAAUCACUUCCCUUCUCUUGCCAAACCGUAUCUUCAAAAAACUGAAUCUCGCAAUCUUUGGCUGGGAAUUCGGGGAGAAACGUCGACCUUUCGAUCAGCUCGGCAGCAAUGUUGGCUCCAUCAACGACAACUCCUAUAUCCUUGCGGGGCUAAGCACUUUUGAGUUCUGGACGAUCGAUCCGGAAGCUAUCCAAGAUAUCCUUCAUCGUACGCAUGCUUUCGAAGUGCCUCGAGCGCUCGAAUUUGCUCUCGGCCAGUUCGGGCCAAACGUCAUGACGACCAAUGGAGGAGUCUGGGCAAGACACCGCAGAAUUAUCUCCAGUGUCAUUGACGAACGUAUCUUCAAAGUAGUGUUCGGAGAAUCUGUCCGUCAAAGUCUAGAGCUAUUGAGCACGCUUUCCGAUGGGAGUUCCCCAUCAGGAGACCCAAAGUUAUUCGACAUGCUCAAGAAGAUAACAAUUCACGUUCUGAUGGCAGCUGGAAUGGGUCAAGAACUUCCCCAGCAGGACGAUAAACAUAUCGUAUCAGAGUUAGGCUAUACCAUGAGCUCUAUCGACGCUUUGACGACUGUAGUGACCAACCUUAUCGGUCUUGUGAUGCUUCCAAGCACUCUUCUUGUCAAUUGGCCGCGAUGGUUGCCCUGGCACGAGAAGAUCACCAAGGUUGGACAUGCAAAGUUGGAAGUGCGGAAGCGAAACAGACUCAUGCUCGAAGAACAACGUGAACGUCAGAGUAAGCUGGACAAGAGUGAUGCAAACAUCAUCAGUAAACUUGUCCAUGCGUCCACCAACACCACUUCUGGUCAGUCACUUUCCGAGGAUGAGAUGGUGAGCAACCUGUUCAUCUUCACCGCUGCCGGUUACGAGACGACUGCAACUACCCUGGCUUAUGCAAUGGUUCUGCUUGCAAGACAUUCUUGCUGGCAAGACUGGAUCUUCGAGGAAAUCCAAGCAUCAUUGUCGAAAACGUCGGCUGUGGCAUGGGAUUACGCAGACAUAUUCCCCCGCGCGAAUCGCAUCAUGGCAUUCAUGCUGGAGAUUGUGAGACUGUACCCUCCAGCUCCCAAUAUCCACCGUGAGAUUUCAUCUCCACUGACCCUUCAGACGAGCUCAGGUGUCCUUCAUCUCCCAGCACACACCCGCGUCUACAUCGACUCUGUCGCAGUACAUCUACUUCCAUCAUGGCGGAAUGUGAACCGGUGUUCAGAUCCUCCCACAUACGACUCAGACCCUGAGAUCCCAGAUGAGCUGACCUUCCGACCAAGUCGAUGGAUCAACCCACCAGGCUCUGGUUCCGCCAUCUUGCGACCUCAGAAAGGCACAUUCGUACCUUGGGCAGCCGGUCCGAGAGUGUGUCCCGGACAGAAAAUGGCUCAGGUCGAAUUUGCAGCAGUGCUGAUGACGAUACUAAGAGAGCGCAGAGUUGAAGCAACUCCUUUGGAAGGUGAAAGACAAUCAGACGUCAUGGCUCGAUUGGACAAGAGACUGGACAACAGUGUUUGGCGGACCGUCUUGGAGAUGGAAGAUAUCUUCGAUCCUCGCCCAGGACGAGGACUUGACAUGAGAUUGGUACAACGGGAGUGAUCUAAAUCCCUGAAGGUAGAUUUUCGACAUCGGAUAAGAGCUUCCAAUGUUGAGCCGGGAUUUGUCAGUGGGGUGUCUUUUCAUCAUUACUAUCAUUCUAGUUCUAAUACAACUCUAGUAUUCAAGGUCUCCUUGUUCCCUGACGCAG
Molecule: messenger RNA, 2228 nt
Organism: Aureobasidium subglaciale EXF-2481
Lineage: Eukaryota; Fungi; Ascomycota; Dothideomycetes; Dothideales; Saccotheciaceae
Exons: 1
Coding region: 326-2080 (584 amino acids)
Molecular function (GO): heme binding; iron ion binding; oxidoreductase activity, acting on paired donors, with incorporation or reduction of molecular oxygen
Source: RefSeq, a predicted model, not a curated record